AUGGUUGUAGGUGAAGAAGUUAUUCCCGAGAACAUCACCACCUUACUCAGCAAGGGACCCAAGUACGGGAUCGAGCCGAGUAUUCCAGCACAUGAACUUGUGGCACUGAAUCGGAGAGUGGCCAGCAAGGCAGACAAAGAAGACCAGGAACGUUGCCUGCUUGAAGGUGUGGACUGCCUUUUGAAUUGUGCCCCAAGGACAAAGAGAUUAGAUCUGACUAAGUUAGCGAAGGACGUGUCGAAAUGUAAAAUCGAUGCGUUAAGCGUGUUCUUUUCCGCAAAAACACAUAAGUCGAGUGUGCCGUUUCUGGCUAUUGUUAGUGAAAAGGGCACGUGGCAGCUACUUACAAGUCAGUUUCUAUUGAAACAUUUGAAAUGCUUGCAGGUUACAGACCCUUUCCUCACAAAGAGAUCAGAUGAGGUGGCUGAU
Ixodes scapularis (black-legged tick) is the source of this 429-nucleotide messenger RNA. RefSeq lists its product as uncharacterized. NCBI's taxonomy places the organism in Eukaryota, Metazoa, Arthropoda, Arachnida, Ixodida, Ixodidae. The transcript has 2 exons. The record is from RefSeq and is a predicted model, not a curated record. The annotation marks the transcript as partial.